Messenger RNA from Symbiodinium necroappetens, 6291 nucleotides. NCBI's taxonomy places the organism in Eukaryota, Dinophyceae, Suessiales, Symbiodiniaceae. The record is from the annotation of a GenBank genome assembly.
AUGGAGAAUCGAAAGGAAUUUGUGUGGUUUCCGGCGGAGGAAUCUGAAUGGGUCCUUUGCCAGAAGCUUAGCAGGACUCCUGCUGGAGGCGCCACCCUUCGGCUGGGCAAGAAGGAGUUCGUGGUAUCACCGGAAGAGCAGCGAUUGGUGCUGCCGCGACCAGGGCAAGUGGCACAGAACUAUGCUUCGCUGGAGAAGGAUGGGCUCGGCGCUGGUCAGGUCGAAGAUGCGCUUCGUAACCAGUUUUGCAGUACGAACCCGUACUCCAACAUCAACAUGGUGACCUUGUGCAUCAAUCCCUUCAGACCCCUGAAGAUUUUUGGCGAGACGUACGUCGAGAAGUACUCAGCUUUGGACCCUAAUCUGCCGCCGCACAUCUUCAACGCCUCCGCGAGUGCGUACAAGCGAAGUAUGGACAAAAAGGAACAUCAGGUCCUCCUGCUGCUGGGAGAUGGAUGCACAGGAAAGUCGAUGGCACGCGAGCACGUGCUUAGCUUCUUCGAUCAAAACGCUGGCGAUGGUAGUGGUGAAUUCAAGCAGAUGCUGGCUAUCCUGGCUCCGUUCAUCUCGGCCCAGUGCCGUUGUGGUCGGCAGAUUUGGCAAUCCACUCGAGCUAUCUUGGAGGUCGAGCUUGGGUUGGCUGCAGAUGGCUUCACAUGUCGCACCCUUGCCAGCGUGAAGAUGUUGGAGACAGGUCGCCUUGCACGCAGCAUGGACGCCGGCUUCAAGACCUUCGAUGCUCUGUAUCUGGCAGCCAAGGACGAAAGGGCGAAGGAGUGGUUGGGCACCGCAGUGGAGUUCCGACUACUCGGGGAGGAGAUCGAGAUUGAAGAGUAUGACGAGGAAGGCUCUGCACAGAAAAGCUGGAUCGAAGCGCUGGCUUCUUUCGAGAUCGAUGAUGCUGCGGUAGUCCGAAUCCUGUGUGGCUUGAUCCUCCUUGCGGAGCUGCGCUUCGACGGGUCCCCGGAAUCCCUGCGCUGCGAGCCGAAAGGAGGUCUGGAAGCUGCCGCCAAAGCCUUAGGGGUGAACGCCGGGUCGCUUUGGGCCUUCCUCACGGAUGGCUACGCGACUGGCUCGGCCUCGCCGCAGGAUGCGGCCUUGUGUGUAGAUGCAGCCGUAGCUGAAGUCUACUGUCGGCUUGUGGACUUGAUCCUGCGGCACAGCAACGAGCACUUUCCAGCCGAAGCUAAGGCGAUCACCCGCCGCAUCAAAGUCCUGGAGCUUCCCUCUGGCUCUGACGCGCCCGGAAUCCAUCGCCUUCAGACCCAGCUCUUGAACGAGGCUCGGUUCGCACGGAUGCUUCGCACCGCUCGCGGAUCGGAGGUGAGCGACGAAUUGCGGGACGAGUCCGAGCCGCAGGCAGCGGCUGCCAGAGCGGAGGCCUUGUGUCGAGGCUGCCUGGAAGCAUUGCAAAGCGGCUCGCCGCUACAGAACUGGGCAGAGGCGCAAGAGCUUUCCGACAGCUUUGCCUUGGAAGGGGAGGUGGCCUCCAUCAGCGGUGCUUGUGGGCCUGUCGAACAUACACUCAGCAGCCUGGAGUCUGGAGCGGCUUUGGACACGGUUGAUCUCAUGGACUUCUUCCAAGUUCUCUCAAAAUCCAACUGCAAGUACCUUCGAGAUCUUGCAGAGACAUCUCGUCAAGUUCCAUGCUUGGACGAAGCUGCAGAGGCUUCAGAGGCUCUGUUGGCCCACCUCGAGCCGCAGCAGGCAUCGACGACCUGGCUGGUUUGUUGCCUUCGCCCGAACGAUGCUGGCCAUCCCGACCGCGUGAACAGAAACGUGAUGCUCCGGCAAACUGAGCAGCUCCGCUUGGCUGACAUGGUUCAUCUGACAGACAAGAACAGCUGCUUUCUCUGGUCAUUGAAAGCAUUCCGUGAGAAGUACGCCGAGUUGGUGCCGGUGCUGGCGGACUCCACUCCGGACGAGGAGGUUUGCCGCAUCAUCGUGAAGUCUGCUGGAGGUGGCGAGGGAACGGUGGGUGCAGAGAACGUUUUCGGUGGCGAGAUCCUGGAACGUCUCUUAGAGCACAAGCUGCAGGAGAAGAUGGCUGGUGCCCAGCACCUGGAAGGCACCAAAUCGGAGAUGAAGCAGCUUAUGGAGGAGAAGCUCAGGAUGGAAUCUCUGCAGAGAGAGCAGCAGCAGACCGAGCGCCUGAAGGAGCUGGAGUCGCUUCGUGGCCAACACCAAGAUCAGCAGAACAAGCAGCAGCAGUUGAUGCAGCAGCUUCAAGAGCAGCAGUUGCAGCUGCAGAAGCAACACCAGGAGCAGAUGCAAGAACAGAUGGAGGCUUUGAGGAAGCAGCAAGAGCUGGAGCUUGAACGCUUGCGGAAGCAGCAAGAAGAGGUAUCUGCUGCAGCCACUGCCGCAUCGAACCCGGUCGUCCCGGAGACAUCGCCGACAGUCUUGCCGCCAGAGGACAUGGUGCCGGUGGCAGUGGCAGCAGAAAGUUCAGUGCCCUUGAGAUCGGGAAGCCUCGGAAAGGUCCGCGAAGCCCCGCCGGCCUCUCUUCGCCACCGCUUCCGGGCCCCAGGAAGCAACGAGGAGGAGGGACAGCCUCGGCAGAGCUAUCCAGCGCUUCAUGCUGCAUUGGCCCAGAUGGCCGCAAUUCUCCGUGUCGCCAAAGAGAGGGAGCAAAGCUUUCAGGCGCAUGCAGAGUUUCAUGAUCAAACGCUGCAUGACCUGGAAGCCGAGCGGGAUGGAUGGAGGCAGGAGAUCCGCACGCUGACACAGCAGGUCAGCGAUCUUCGGCGAAGCGUAGAGGCCAACUGGGACGGCGGGGGCCCCAGCAAAGAGGAAGACCGGCCUUCUGGAUGGGUGCGGGCAACCGUCUACAUGGUUGCGAUGCUCUACAUUUUCCUUGGCGUGAACAUCGCAGCAGACAAGUUCGUCAGUGCCAUUGAAGGCAUUACCAGCAUCAAGCGCAGAGUUCUGCAGAGGUCGACAGGGCGUGUUAUCACAGUUAGCGUUUGGAAUGGGACAGUGGCAAACCUGACCUUGCUGGCGUUGGGCUCAUCGGCGCCGGAAAUUCUGUUGUCUGUGGUUGAGAUCAUGGGGAAUGGCUUCUUUGCUGGAGAGCUCGGGCCUUCCACCAUUGUUGGCUCCGCAGCCUUCAACUUGUUUUGCAUCGUGGUCUUGGCCUUGGCAUUCGCCGUUUGUGUUGUAGCGGUGCCAGCGGGCGAGCAGCGGCAGAUCAAAGAUUUAGGAGCCAUGGCGGUUGCAUUCCGACUUCGAAGCCGACCGGCAAUCAGCUUCUGGACAGUGGAUCAAGUUUGCGAUUUCCUCGAGACCGCGGGCCUCGACAGUGAAGUCUGUGCUCGGUUCCGGACGGAGUCCGUCACAGGCCGUGUGCUGUGCCAGAUAACGGAUCAAGAUCUCUCUGCUCCACCCUUCGAACUGCCCUUUGGCCUCAGAAAGUCCCUGCUGAGCGAGGUCGAGGCUCAGAAGAAACUUGCGCGUGCACGGGAACGACAGGAGGUCGCCGGCACCGGCCCGAUUCUGGCCAAAGGCCAGGUGCCAGAGGGCCACAAAAUAAGCCAGGACGCCUUAGAGCGGAUCCGGAAGUGGCGCUUGCUGCCCCUCAGCGACGAGGAGUUGGAGUGUUGGGAGUAUCAAGCAUCUUGGUUGGUAUGUCCUAUUACAGGGAAGGCCUGGGCAAGGAGCGACGUGGUGUCUACGAUGGGUGUGGCGCUCUACCACGCUCCACGCUACUGCUCUGAGAGGGAGAAGCAGCGCCUCUUCCUUGAGGAGGAGCAAGCCCGCCGCUAUGACACCCAAAGGAAGGCAGCCAUGGACCACAGCGGCACGAAGUUCGAGCGUGACUAUGAGGUCUACCCUAUUGUCGAGCCGCCGCCCUUGGCGAAUCUGCCCUUCCAAGCGGAGUCUUCGGAUGCCAGCGACGAGCAGCUGCAGCGCCUGCGCAUGGAGGUCUCAAGCCUCAAAGGCCGAUCUGCGGCUGUGCAGAGAGAGAUGUUCGAGGGCCUUCAAGGAGAUGCAAAGCCUGAGGACGGGGAGAGCUUCUUGUCCGGAAAGGACGUUGGACGGGCGCUGGAGCAGCUGAAGACGGAGCCGAAAGGUGACUUAGAGCUUGCUCAGAAGUUCGGUGUCUACGAGUCCUACUUCUCGGGGGUCGUGGAACUCCGCAGCGAUCUCUUCGGGCUUUGGGAGCGGUGCGAGCCCGUCUUGGCGAGGCCAGAUGCGACCACGAUGCGAGCCGCUGUGAACCGCGUGGAUAGCUUUGAGAACCUCUCCAUUCCAGAGAGGAGCCGCCAUUGGUUCGUCUACCACAUGAUGAGCACCGCUUCAAGCAACCAUGGUAAGAUGCAGAAAGUCUUGGAAGACCUGGAAGACCUCUUUGAGACAGCUCAAGACAGGCAGGCGGUUGACACGGAGGGGCAUGCAGAGGAGCUCAGCGACGACCCCCAGCUGGGUAUUAUGGAAGUGAUCAUCGGCCCUUCGUUUGACAUGGAUGCCUACAACGAUGGUGUGCGCGGAAACGCAGCGAGAGCAGUUCUUCCGGCGGCCGACCGUGGGGUACUUGACAUGGACAGGCAGUACAAUGUUGUGAACUUCCAGUACUUUGCACAGCAGGCCGAUGCAGGUGUCACUCGGGAAGGGGCCGAGGCAUCAUUCAAGCGACGCUUGUGCACGAGCCGGCUCAGUUUCUACAUCGAAGAGUCACAUGGUUCCCGAAUCUUCCCACGGAAUAUCCUGUCUCAGCUCAGCCUUCUUUUCUAUCGGAGGAACGAUGCCCUGCGCUUGCGCGACGGUCAGGUGAACGAGGCCCGGGUUGCCGUCUGCAUCCGCAAGGCCAUCCCGCGAAUCUUAAGAGCAAUCGUCGUGGAUGUCUUCCAAGGAGACCGGGGCUUUGCGCCACACAUGGAGAAAGCCGUUCGGGUCUAUCUUGCAGUGCACCAGGUUGCCAUCAAACUGCUGGCAACGUUCCGCAAGAGCUACGAGCUCCUGUAUCAAUCGGUGCUUGAGUGGAUCCAGCAGCCCUUCUGUCCAAAGAGCGAUUCUGAGUGGCCAGAUCUUGAGGAACUGUUGCUGGGUGCGUCCCUCUGUGCCGUUCCCUGGUCGCUCCUUCGCGAGGCCUUCGUGCGGCGCCUCUUCGUCCAUUUGCUCAGCAUCACCAAGAUGAGUGCUAAGGCACCCAUCCGCCAGCGGGCUGAGCACCUCUUCACCCAGAACCGCGCUCUGCUGGAACGGCUCAGCUACAUCCUGGCCUUCUUCCAGGCUGGUCCCGGCAAGCUCUCGGUUCAAGAGAUGGACAAGAAGUACAGUCGCUGUGCUGGCAGCUUGCCCAAGGCAGAGCGGGCAGCCUUGGUUGAGGCCGCGAGGGAAGGUGGCUUGGGGUCCUUGUCGGAUCUUUGGGCCGCCUUGGGAAUGCAGCGCGGCGGAGACGAGGAGGCCGCCUUGCAGCAGUUGGAGGUCUUCUUGGAGUACGUCCAAAGCAACCUCACCUCCUGGAAAGCCGCCCCGGCGCCGCCCGCGGCCUCCGAGGGUCCGGCGCUGCCCCCCGCUGCCCUUGAGCAGCUGGCGCUCAUCGGUGCACAGACUGCCCAACCCGCAGCCGGGCCCAAGAGCUCCAGCAAGAGAGAGCGUGAGAUGGCCUUGGCCCGAGCGAGAGCGGCAGAGAAGGCCCAGCACCAGGGUUUCCCAACUUUGCCCCCUUCGCGACGUUUGGAUGGCACUUUGUGCUACUACUGCCAGCGACAGUUCCUAAGCCGGAUGGCACUCUUUGCCCACUUGCGCAAGAUGAUCGACAAGGACCGCUUCGUGGAGGGCCACCACGAGGCGCACUUUCAGCUCUCACUUCCCGGCGGCCCAGAUGCUCUGCCAGAGUCAGGAUUGCACCGGUGCAAAGCGAAGACAUGUGGGAAGUCCUUCGCAUCGAAGCAGGAACUCUGGCGCCAUUACCACACCAUGGGCGUGCCUGGUUUCGAGGAGCCGGCAGAGGCACAGGCAGCCGAUGAAGGCACUAAGCAUUUGCAGGAAGACUCCGGACCUGCAACCGAGCCUGUCCAGGAAAGCAUCGUGGUCACGACCACGGACCUAUCCCGCUGCGCAGUUUGCCUGGACAAAGCCGCGAACGUGGUAAUGGUGCCUUGUGGGCAUAUUUUUGCCUGCCAAACCUGUGGCCAGAAGCUGAAGGAAUGUGUCUUCUGGGUCACAGCAGGCUUCUCCAUCUUCGCCUACCUCUGGCUGGUCGUGAUUGUACAGGUGAACUCGCCAAAUGUCGUGGAGCUCUGGGAGGCGCUGUUGACCCUGGCUUGGCUACCAGUGCUGAUCACG